Molecule: messenger RNA, 1778 nt
Organism: Empidonax traillii (willow flycatcher)
Lineage: Eukaryota; Metazoa; Chordata; Aves; Passeriformes; Tyrannidae
Gene: TGFBI
Product: transforming growth factor beta induced
Exons: 13
Molecular function (GO): protein binding
Source: RefSeq, a predicted model, not a curated record
CGGCCAUGGCGCGGGUGCCGCUGCUGCUGCUGGCGCUCGGCCUCGCCGCCGCCGCCAAGUCCCCGUACCAGCAGGUCCUGCAGCACAGCCGGCUCCGCGGCCGCCAGCACGGCCCCAAUGUGUGCGCGGUGCAGAAGCUGAUCGGCACCAACAGGAAAUACUUCACCAACUGCAAGCAGUGGUACCAGAGGAAGAUCUGUGGGAAGUCGACAGUCAUCAGCUACGAGUGCUGCCCUGGAUAUGAAAAGGUUCCUGGAGAAAAAGGCUGCCCAGCUGCCCUGCCUCUUUCCAACAUCUAUGAGACCCUGGGGGUGGUUGGUUCUGCCACCACACAGCUCUACUCCGACCGCUCCAACCUGAGGCCAGAAAUCGAAGGACCUGGAAGUUUUACGAUUUUUGCUCCCAGCAACGAGGCCUGGGCAUCACUGUCUGCUGAAACCCUGGAUUCCUUGGUCAGCAACGUCAACAUUGAGCUGCUCAACGCCCUGCGCUACCACAUGGUGGACAAACGGGUCCUGACGGACGACCUGAAACACGGGACAACCCUCAGCUCCAUGUACCAGAACCUGCCCAUCCAGAUUCACCACUACCCCAACGGGAUUGUGACUGUGAACUGUGCCCGGCUGCUCAAAGCCGACCAUCACGCCACCAACGGGGUGGUUCAUGUCAUCGACAAGGUCAUCGCUACCACCACGAACACCAUCCAGCAGAUCAUUGAGACUGAGGACAGCCUGGAAACCCUUCGGGCUGCUGUGGCUGCAUCCGACCUCAACAGCCUGCUGGAGAGUGAAGGCCAGUACACACUCCUGGCUCCAACCAAUGAAGCCUUUGAGAAGAUCCCACGAGAAACACUCAACAGGAUCCUGGGGGACCCAGAAGCCCUGAGGGACCUGCUGAACCACCACAUCCUGAAGUCAGCCAUGUGUGCUGAGGCCAUCAUCGCCGGCCUGACCAUGGAGACCCUGGAAGGCACCACCCUGGACGUGGGCUGCAGUGGGGAGGAGCUGACCCUCAACGGGAAGCCCAUCAUUGCCAACAAGGACAUCCUGGCAACCAACGGCGUCGUGCACUUCGUCAACGAGCUGCUGAUCCCAGACUCAGCUAAGACUCUGUUUGAGUUGGCACAAGAAUCUGAGGUUUCCAAGUCGACAGAGUUUUUCAGACAAGCUGGUCUCAGUUCUCAUCUAACUGGCAGUGAGCGAGUGACCCUCCUUGCCCCAGUGAACGAUGUGUUCAAAGAUGGACUCCCAGUUAUCGACAGCAACAUGAGGAACUUGCUUCUGAACCACAUUGUUAAAGACCAGCUCUCCUCUAAGUACCUGUACCAUGGACAGAAGCUGCAGACUCUGGGGGACAAGGAGCUGAGGGUGUUUGUGUAUCGCAAUAACCUUUGCAUCGAAAAUGCCUGCAUUGCUGCCCAUGACAAGAGGGGAAGGUUUGGGACCCUGUUUAGCGUGGACAAGAUGCUGACCCCACCAACUGGCUCAGUGAUGGAUGUUCUCAAGGCAGACCAUCGCUUCAGCACCUUGGUGGCUGCAAUCCAGUCUGCAGGGCUGACAGAGAACCUCAACAGGCCGGGGACCUUCACGGUGUUCGCUCCGACCAACGAGGCUUUCCGAGCGCUGCCCCAGGGCGAGCUCAACAAACUCAUGGGUAAUGCCAAGGAACUUGCCAACAUCCUCAAGUUCCACGUGGCCGACGAGAUCCUGGUGAGCGGCGCCGUCAGUGCCCUCGUGAGGCUCAAAUCCAUGCAGGGAGAUAAACUGGAAGUCAGCAUG